Heterostelium album PN500 is the source of this 1719-nucleotide messenger RNA. RefSeq lists its product as uncharacterized. The transcript has 3 exons. The record is from RefSeq and is a predicted model, not a curated record. Lineage: Eukaryota; Evosea; Eumycetozoa; Acytosteliales; Acytosteliaceae. The coding region runs from base 1 to 1719 and encodes 572 amino acids.
AUGGCAUCAGCAACUUUUUUUGAACAUGAUGUUCAAAGAUCUUUAAUGAAUAUCUCUUUGGAUUACCUAAAUACUCCAGACAAGACAGCAAGUAUCAUUUGUAUCUUUACUCUUAAAUUCGAUAAAAUGAAUAUAUCUGAUAAAAUAGUUAAUCUAUCACACUUAAUAUUAAAUAAGAUAAUUAGUCAUUUAGAUCAAAACAUUGACAGAAUAUGUUUUAGUUUUGCUUGUAAGAGAUGGUUCAACGAUAGAGAUAAAUAUUUAAUAUUCAACACCGAUAAUAUCUGUAUUAACUCUGAUAAUAAUAAUGAUAUCACUCAAAAUCAUAAACAUUUCCUAUUACCUUCAUAUAAUAACAUCUAUCUGAAAACGAUUCAAACAAAGACUGAUUGUUCACUUUAUUUUGGAUAUAAAGAUACUCAUACAAAAUUUAGAUACGAUUUUUUCUAUGAUAGUGAAUUAAAGUGUCUUCAUCGAUUGUUGAAUGAAUCACAAUCAUUAACAACAUUGAUUGGAUGUUGUACAUUGAAAUAUGGACUGCCAACCACAAUCAAAACAAUUAUGUUUCAUUCUUCAUUCAAUGAAAAACUUGUUCGAGGAUCACUUCCAUCGUCUUUAGAGGUUGUAGAUUUCGGUGAUAAUUUCGACCAAGAGAUUCCACCAGGUGUACUUCCAGAAGGUCUACUCGUAUUCACUAUAAACAACCGGCACUAUCAACACGAAAUUCAACCAGGAGUAUUCCCAUCAUCAAUCAAGACCAUAAAUCUCAUAAACUAUUCUAUGCCGAUCAAAGCUGGAGUACUUCCAACAAACCUUGAUAACUUAAGAUAUACUUACGGAGUUGAAAGACCAUUGGAAUUACCGAAAUCCUUAAAAUACCUAGAGAUUUGCGGGCCCAAUACAAGUUUAAAAAGGUUAUCAUUACUUACGAAUCUUCAAACACUUUUAGUUCACCAGUUUAACAAUGGAAAACCUACAUUAGAUAUCAAUUGCCUCCCACCAACCAUAAGAGAAUUAGAAUUCAAACGAUAUCGAUUGAAAGGAACAAUGCCAACUUCAAUACGUAGAAUCUUUAUGGAGGAAUGUGAAUUUCAGUUCAACGAAAUAUUCCCAGAAACAUUGCAAUAUUACUUUGAAGUAUUCAAAUAUUCAAUAGCAACUAUAGUUUCAAUUCCGUCGAACAUAAAGAUUGUUCACUUGGAGGUGUAUGGAUCGUCAAACGAACCAAUCAUUUCACUACCAUCAGGAAUAGAAUCAAUCUACCUAAGUGGCCAAUUAAACAAUGAAAAAGAACAUCUUCUCGAUUGUGAUGGUGAUCGAGGUGUUGGUGGCCCAUCCGAUAAACCUGUAUUAUUAAGAGAGCUGCGUCUUCCAUUAUUCAAAAAAGUAAAACCUAAUUUUAAUCUACCACACACAGUCGAAGUGUUAGAUGUUGGUAUGAAUGAUCUCAAUGAUAUAUUACCGGUGGUUCCCUCAACACCAACAAUUAAAACACUCGGCUUUUCAAAACAAUCAGCAAUCAAUAUCAUCAUACCAAAUAAUAUCAAAUCGAUCACCAAUAUCAUCUAUCAUAAUAUUAGCUAUUCUAUAUAUACUAUUCGAAAGUUAGAUGAUAGUUUUUAUUUGAUCUAUGGUGAAAAUCAAGUUACAAACUUAAUAAUAGCUAAGGUCUUCCAUCAAUCUAAUCUUGAAAAAAUCUUAAGCAUAUCUUUUAAAUAA